ACCACAGGUGGUGCUUGGGAAACUUCAACUGUGAAUCACGUCUGCGACCAGUUCGGGUGUGGUCGUGGAAAGUGUGCACCGGCGUGAGAAAUCUGCCCAAAAAGUCGAAAAUCCGGUGACCUAAUUUAUGCAGCAGUGUUUUGGCGAAGCUGAGUGAAAAAAAACUUCAAACCUGAGGCAACACAGUUGGGGAGAAAAAGUCACCCUUCCCUUAGUAUUCAUGAUGAAGGGGCGUUACCUCACCGUGGUCAACAAUGCCCUCAUCCCUUGUUUCUUCUUUGUGGACUGCCUCCUGUUGGCCGGCAUCAUCGUCCUGUGGUACUUCAUGGUCUUCUGGGAGGGGGGGGGAUUUCUCCUGAAUCGCCCCUACAUCCCCUGUGUGGACGUACCCCAUUACAGUUACCCAAACCUGGACACCAAGGUGCCCGACCUGGUAGUGUACGUGCUGUGUUUUGCCCUUCCCCCGGUGGUGAUUUUGUUUGGCGAGGCAGCCUUGGCAGUUUUCCAACUUCAAGGACAUGAGAGCCCAGUCUUUGAGAAGACCGUCAUUACUUUCGAUAUCAAGUUUCACCCCAUCGUUAGACGCACCCUUCGAUUUAUCGGAAUUUUUGCUGUGGGUGGUUUCUCAACCUGGAUCCUCACCCGGGCUGCCCAGUUGGUGCUUGGGUACCCAGCCCCGUAUUUCUUCAGUGUGUGUCUGCUGCCCUCUACACAGUGCACCGGCGCAAAUGUUGUGACUCAGCUCCCAGACUGCAGUGGGACUGCCGACGAUUUGGCCAGGCAGUCUUUUCCGUCACUAUUCGCCGCUCUGAGUGCAUACUCUGCCAUCUAUACGGGGGUGUACGUGACCAAGGUCUUUGUCCUGAAGUCGGCCAAGACCUUGCAGCCCUUGAUUGUCCUGGCCUUCCUGGCACUGUCUUUCCUCACUGGCCUGGAGCAGCUGGCCUUCUACAAGGGCAGCUGGUCUGACGUCAUUGCGGGCUGGCUGCUGGGUGGACUCAUUGCUGCUUACUUGAGCGUAUCCAUCCUGAAUUGCUUCCUUGGUCACGUUUUUCACUUCCAACCCCACCUUGUGGGUUUGCCAAGGCAGCACUCAUCAGAGCUAAAUGGCAAAAGUCGCCACUACUCUGAGCGGCCGGCCUACAUCGACAGAAAUAUGGAGAACCCCUAUGCAGUCGCCCGGGCGCAUCGAGCGGCUCAGGCGAAACAGGAGGGGUUCUUCACCUAUGACGGGGUCAGGGGUCGCGUAGCACGAAGGGCCUCUGGCGCCCAUCGGGCUACGAUCCGAACGGUGCCACAAUCCCAGAGCGAGACUGAGGCUGCAGUGGGAACUAACUACUUCUAACGCACCCUCAUUCAUUCCUGUUUGUGCCCAACUGACUAGUCGUCGUUAAAGAGGCCGGUGUCUUAUCGCUAUGCGCCUGACGGUCGCUUGGUGAAGUUGGUGUGAGGUGCAGAUAUGGUGGCCUGGGUUGAUGUACCUGGACAUGAUGGGCUUUUGACAAAAACAAACUUGUAGUAAUUAAAGAAAGAAUUGGUCACAUGACUUAUGCUGGGCUUGAACACGUGGUUUGAACUUAUAGUUAUAUGGUAAACCCACCAAUCAGGAAAUUGACUACAAACGUCACUACAAGAACACACUGCUAUCAAAGUUCUCUCUCAGGACUCUUCAACAGGUUGACUGAAUGACCAAGAUGUGCACACUGUGUUAUUUUCAUGUGACAUGUAUUUUGCAAAGAAUAGGCAAAUGGUACGUGUACAUAAAGACAAACAGUUUGUUUCAUUUCAGUUACCCAUCAGUAAGGAACUUGCAAAAUGUUACAUGUAAAUCAUGAGACGUCUUUAAAAGAGCAACAUUCUUCAAACUUAAUCAUCUGGUCUUUUUGUGAUGUAAUGAAGUAACAAAAAUUUGUACGAGUUUAUAGCCUUUGUAUAAUUCUUUUGGAUUUUUCAGGCAGGAAUAUGUAGCAUGUAAAUAACCCCCAAGGGAGGAUUUAGGCCGACUGAUGAACGAUGAUCAUACUUGAUUAUGGGACCUCUCUUAUGGUACCUCUUUGAUGUGGACGCGACUAGAAUCAUUUCAAACCUAGCGGAUGUUUGGCUCAUUCCAGUGGAUCACCUCGGUUCAGUUAGGAAAACAAGAUGUCACAGUCUUGGAACAAUAGUGUUCUGUUUCGGACAUGUUGAAAACACCAAUUUCGCUAAUGCUCAAGCACGCAUUGGGAAGACAUCACAUGUACCCGAACUUUUUCUGAGACCCAUUCUACUGUACAAUGUUGACUGGUACAUAAAAGAAAUCGUAACACUGACCUCCAUACACAUUACAUGUUAUUACCUGCAUGCAGAAUAACCCCUCAACCGCAGCAGAAAUACGUUGAAAACCUAUGCAAACACGCAGAAGUUUUGUGCACAUUCUGACGAAAUAUAUGGUGUAUUUGUGACCCAACUUUACAAAAUGAGUUACAAGUCACCAGCCCAAUUUUUUAGUUGAAGGCCUUCAAGAAAAUAUUUGCACUGUGUAAAUGAAUGGGAACCCUCGAUAUUAUUCACCCUUUCAUCGUCCAUUGUCAUCAAGAUGCUAAAGUGGGUGAUACAUCAAAACAAACAACCGAGUUUGCUCUUACUCAUGCAAACUAAAACAGAAUCACCAAACCUUAAGACUCAUUUUGAGAAAUCCAGUCUCAUUUGUAGCUUUCAUUAGUGGUUACAUUUAAUUUGUACAUAAGCCAUUUAUUUAAAAACAAACUUUUCUACAGCACUUCAAGAACACAAUUAUAUUCAACGGGUGACCGUUUCAUGGACUUCUUAAACAUUUUGUAGGAAUGUGUGUUUUAAUUUUGGCAUGGCUAUUUAUCAUUUUGAGAUUAAAAAUUAAAUUCUUAAGUGUUUAAA
This is a messenger RNA of Acanthaster planci (crown-of-thorns starfish), 2892 nucleotides long. Its product is annotated as phospholipid phosphatase-related protein type 1-like. The record is from RefSeq and is a predicted model, not a curated record. Gene Ontology annotation, cellular component: plasma membrane. Lineage: Eukaryota; Metazoa; Echinodermata; Asteroidea; Valvatida; Acanthasteridae. Gene Ontology annotation, molecular function: phosphatidate phosphatase activity. Gene Ontology annotation, biological process: phospholipid dephosphorylation; phospholipid metabolic process; signal transduction.